ACGACGUUUUUCGUAAUAAUUAUGCCAAACAUGUAAAUAUCAAAUGGAUGCCUCGCAAAGCACCGAAAGUUUUACAGCGGCUGUUGUGGUCAGACGAAUAUAAUGAGCUAGAAGAUGUAGUUAUUGCAGAAGGCGAAUUUAUAGAGAUUGACGCUGAACACAAUCCGCUCAGACAAGUUAUUCUUGGAAUGACUCCAUGCAAUUUAAUCGUCGCAGAAAGACACAUCGCCAAUUACAAAGACGAUCCCGAGGUCUAUUUUCUUACAGACGUUGACCUUGAACUUGAUGGCCUUGAAAUUUCGUCUGUGUGGCCAAUAUGUCUGCUGAGAAUGGACAACUCCUACUUCAGAUACGAGCUCAUCAUACGCGUGUAUAAUCAAACCAGGUAUUACGAAUUAACAAACACACAUCUGAACGGAAAUUUGGAAAAAACGUGGCGGCUGUGGUUGGAGCGUGUCCUCUACCUUAGAGAAGACCCUUACGGAUACAUCCGGGCACAAUACGAUGAAUACAAUAUACCAUAUCCGGAUUAUUACGUAAUGCACGAGAAAUCACGUGACAUGCCUGCAGCUGACGAUCUAAUAUGGAAGUUACUGGAUUUAGAUGCUGUAGAAAUGUUAGAAAAAGAUAUUGCAAUGUCCGAAGCGAACAAAAAGAAUAAAAAGAAGAAAAAGGGAAAAAAGAAAUCUGAUAGCAAAGAACGCACUAAGAAAUCUAAAAAGAAAAAAUGGUUCAAGAAAGAUAAAAAUAUGUAAAAAAAAGAUUAAACAAAUCUUAACACUAAACAAUAUAA
Mercenaria mercenaria is the source of this 793-nucleotide messenger RNA. RefSeq lists its product as uncharacterized. The coding region runs from base 48 to 755 and encodes 235 amino acids. The transcript has 3 exons. NCBI's taxonomy places the organism in Eukaryota, Metazoa, Mollusca, Bivalvia, Venerida, Veneridae. The record is from RefSeq and is a predicted model, not a curated record.